UGUUUUCGGAGCCUCUGCUGCAUCAGUGAAUGACAUGAGGAUGUGAGAGAGAAUCAGCGACAGCGAGACGGACGGAGGCUCGAUAUGGCCGUAUGAUUUUACGCCAUUCUCGAACGGACCGAUAUAUUGACGAUGAGGAUUAUUUUAGGGGCUGACCGAGAAACGGCCUGUAUUUGAGUCUAAGUCUUCCUCACAUGCCAGCCAUGGACUAGAGAAGAGGAGCGUGCAUAAGCGAGUGUGUGAUUUUGGACAUAACCAUGGUGGUGAGGUGGCUCAUCUCUCAUUGAGAACACACAAAAUGAGAGUGUGAAGCUGCAGGGCAGGCAGCGCAGCCACAUGUUUCGAUGACUCUGGACAUGGACGCGGUCCUGUCAGACUUUGUUCGGUCCACGGGGGCAGAACCGGGUCUGGCACGAGACCUGCUAGAAGGUAAAAACUGGGACCUGAGCGCUGCUCUGAAUGACUUUGAGCAGCUCCGGCAGGUCCACACUGCCAACCUGCCCAACGUCUUUAAUGAGGGCCGAUACUACAAGCAGCCGGAGCGUAGCAGCACCCCGCAGCACAUCAACAAGCCUGAGCAAUGUCUCCAGAAACAGGAGGACAACAAUCAGGAGAAGCGUCUGUCUCGGGGUAUCUCCCAUGCCAGCUCUGCCAUCAUGUCUCUGGCCCGACUGCAGGUCUCGGGGGAUUGUGCCAGGGAGCAGUUUCCCUUGGAGAUGCCCAUCUACACAUUCCAGCUGCCUGACCUGAGCGUGUACAGCGAGGACUUCCGCAGCUUCAUCGAGCGUGACCUCAUCGAACAAUCCACCAUGGUGGCUCUGGAGCAGGCUGGUCGUUUAAACUGGUGGUCGACUAUGUGCACCAGCUGUAAGAAGCUACUUCCUCUGGCCACAACAGGAGAUGGAAACUGCCUUCUGCACGCAGCCUCUUUAGGAAUGUGGGGCUUCCAUGAUAGGGAUCUGGUGUUGAGGAAGAGUCUGUAUGCCACGAUGAAGAACGGGGCAGAGAGAGAAGCUUUGAAGAGAAGAUGGAGGUGGCAGCAGACCCAACAAAACAAAGAGUCGGGACUGGUGUACACUGAGGAGGAAUGGGAAAGAGAGUGGAAUGAAUUGCUGAAGUUGGCCUCCAGUGAGCCACGCACACAUUUUAGCAAGAACGGCAAUACAAGUGGAGGUGUUGAUAAUUCAGAAGACCCGGUUUAUGAAAGCUUAGAGGAGUUUCACGUGUUCGUCCUGGCCCACGUUCUGAGAAGACCCAUAGUGGUGAUAGCGGACACCAUGCUUAGAGACUCUGGUGGUGAAGCUUUUGCACCCAUUCCUUUCGGAGGGCUGUACCUGCCUUUGGAGGUGCCUCCCAACCGCUGUCACUGUUCCCCGCUGGUGUUGGCUUACGACCAGGCCCACUUCUCCGCCCUGGUGUCCAUGGAGCAGAGAGAUCAACAGAGAGAGCAAGCUGUUAUCCCACUGACCGACUCUGAGCACAAGCUGCUGCCUCUGCACUUUGCCGUGGACCCAGGGAGAGAUUGGGACUGGGGGAGGGAUGACAAUGACAAUGGCAAGCUGGCAAAUCUUAUUCUGUCACUAGAAGCUAAACUAAACCUUCUGCACAACUACAUGAAUGUAACAUGGAUUCGAAUUCCAUCUGAAACAAGGGCUCCCUUGGCUCAGCCUGAGUCGCCCACUGCGUCUGCAGGAGAGGACGUACAGUCUUUGGCAGAAUCAAUGGAUUCGGACCGGGAGUCGGUUUGCAGUAACUCCAACAUGAAUAGCGGCAAAUCAAAUAAAGAAAAGGAAAAAGACAAGCAGCGAAAAGACAAAGACAAAACUCGGGCAGACUCAGUGGCAAACAAGUUGGGCAGCUUCAGCAAGACGUUGGGUAUCAAACUUAAGAAGAACAUGGGUGGCUUAGGAGGACUUGUCCAUGGCAAGAUCAGCAAGUCCACCUCAACGAACGGACGAACGGUAGAGAACGGAGAGCACAAAUCUAAGAAAAAAGACUCUAAAAUACGAAAAGGCAGCAAAGAGGAGUCGGGUCAGUCGGCCAGUACUUCCUCUUCAGAGAAGACGACCAGUCCUUCUCCUACAGACCGUGCAUCUGGUAGCUCACCUGUCGAGAGACAACCAGGAUCAGGCAAAAACUCGGGUGACCGGACACUGGACAACUGGAAGUACAGCACAGACGUCAAACUUAGCCUGAACAUCCUGAGGGCAGCCAUGCAGGGUGAGCGCAAGUUUAUCUUUGCUGCUUUGCUGCUCACCAGUCACAGACACCAGUUCCACGAAGAGAUGAUUAGCUUUUAUCUGAGCAGUGCCCAAGAACGGUUUAGUGCCGAGCAGGAACAGAAGAGAAAAGCAGAUGCUGAGAAGAAACCACAGACUAAUGGUGUGCCACUGAAGAAGCCUGAGCAGGAAAGCGCUUUUCAAAGGGAGCGUUCGGAUAGCUCUCCACCCGAUAGUUGCUCACCGGUUUUGCACCCCAGCCAUAAUCACACGCAAGCUUUGAAGGUCCAAGAACGGGGAAGCCCAAAGCUUGCUGCUUCUCCUAUCCCAAUACCCAUCCCAGUGUCCAUUCAAGGAUCCUCCAUGUCUCCCAUCCCUUUUUCCUCUCCUAGUAAUGGUGCUAAGAGAUCCGGACCAGUCCCCGUUUCAGUCCAUUAUAGCCAUACGCCACCUAUCCAGCGGCAUAGUGUCAUCCACCUGAGGGAUGUCAACGUGCAGUCGUCCAGCUAUCAGGAUGGGUCCUACAAGCCGUUGGUGGGAACUCUCAAAACUUGUGCCACCUACCCUCAGCAAAACCGAUCACUGUCCUCUCAGAGCUACAGCCCUGCUCGCAUGUCUGGGAUUCGUACCAUCAAUGCCAUGGACUUCCCUUACAACAUGCCCGGGGAACACAAGUCUCACACUUACACCAAUGGCUUCAACACCGGUGAUAUGCGGGACUGUCUGGAGUUCGCGGAUGAGGACCCGGUGCCCUAUAGUUGGCUGGGGCAGGACAAAACCAAAGGGCAGAGUACCGUCUGUCCAAUGUACUGCUUUCAGCAGAAACGCUGCAGGAGGGACAACUGCACCUUUUAUGGUCGGCCCGAGACUGAGAACUUCUGCUCCUACUGUUAUAGAGAAGAGUUGAAACGUAGGGAACGGGAGUUGAAGGUGCAUCGGCCUGGAUAGCCCGAAUACGAGUCACCACCGAUGUUUGUGUAAACAGCUGCGACGUCACCACCUUUUAGCACUUUGCAAGCGAUACAAAGAACUGGCAUAACAUUUUCCUACUCUAUUUAAGAUUGGCCUCCUUGUAUUCUUGUUACCUUACUCUCAAUAGCAACCGAACACUGCUUUAAAAUGACAGGAAGUGCAACCAGAAUCAGUUUACAGCUUUGGCCAGAGUUCGUGUUAUUGUCUUACGUCCAAUCGAAUUCAAUCUUUUACUUGUUCUAGAGUAAAAGCUGUGCAUUUUGCUCAGUCUGUGUUGUAAAACUCCUUGUACCUGCUGAAAGAGAUGUAAAAGCAUAUGUCAGUCUCUAUAGGAGCUUCCCAAUCAUCAAAGGGGUGACUCUGUUUAGAGGUCAUUAUAAUGCAAUACUUCACAGCAUAGCUCAAUAUCAAUACCAUUGAUUUUGCUGUGCAUUGCAAAUAAGUACAAAGGGAGGGAGAUGCACUGUUCAGUACUGGAAUUUAUUUGAAAGCAAUAAGUUUGCUAACAACCGCUACCCCCCUCCCCUUUUAUCUAUGCAUUCAUAACGUCAGCCAUAUUCUACUUUUUCCCAUGUGAUUUUAAGGGAAGUGGGUGGGAUUAAAUGAAUAAUUAUUCUAUAUGUGGCAUAUCAAAAUGUCCUUUCAGAUUAUUAUUAUUGUGGUGUAUGUGUGUGUGUAUAAAGUAUAUAGAUAUACAAUAUAUACACACACAAACUGGCACAUACUGGCUUUUCGUCAUAUGCAGCAUAUUGUAAUAUAAAGCCUUUAUGUACUGUAGAAGGGUUUGCAUUCCAACAUGAUAUCAAUUGAAUCCUCCUAUUGUAAUACAGUAAGCACUUGACUUCCAUUCACUCCUGCCUUUAUUUGCAAUGUAAUUAAUACGGUCAUCCUUAUUAUCAUCAUAAACAUUAACCGUCUUUGAGACACAACCUGAGGAUAUGUAUGAAAUGCAAACCCUUAUAUGCAUCAGCAGUGGACUAAAGGUGGAGAGUUGAAACAUU
Molecule: messenger RNA, 4192 nt
Organism: Paramisgurnus dabryanus
Lineage: Eukaryota; Metazoa; Chordata; Actinopteri; Cypriniformes; Cobitidae
Gene: otud7a
Product: OTU deubiquitinase 7A
Biological process (GO): protein deubiquitination involved in ubiquitin-dependent protein catabolic process; protein K63-linked deubiquitination; protein K48-linked deubiquitination
Cellular component (GO): cytoplasm; nucleus
Molecular function (GO): cysteine-type deubiquitinase activity; K63-linked polyubiquitin modification-dependent protein binding; zinc ion binding
Source: RefSeq, a predicted model, not a curated record